GGCGUAGCGUGUAUUACAUUGUUCCUGAUAUCUCAUUACUAGUAUCACAUAACGAGGACGAUGGAAUAUGAAGAGUACUACUAUGAGUUGGAGUAUUACAAUUGGACAUAUUGGAGGGGGAAUUGGACACAAGAAGAGGAAAAGCCUGACUUAAUACAUAACUUGGUGUUUGAUGUGGUCCUUUUGAUCCUUACUCUGGUGGGAAACAGUACUGUUCUUGUAGUGAUUAUCAAUGUAGCUCAAAGGUCAAGGAUGAGUUUUUACUUUAUAAAUCUAGCAGUUGCAGAUUUACUCUGUGGAAUAUUUUAUAUUGUGCCACGCAUUGUGAGACACUGUAAUGAUGGACGUUUUUAUGGAGGGGACACACUUUGUAAACUACAAGAAUAUUUAGCGAAUGUUGGUAUUUUUGGAUCCAUCACAGUUAUGGUUGCCUUGAGCUUGGACCGUUUGCACCUACUUCUAAGACCUUUUGGAAGCCAGCGAAUGAGAGGGAAAUAUCCAAUUCUGCAAUGCUUGUCAUGUUGGGUGACUGCAUUUGUUGUGUCCAUAAUGGGACCUGUUGUAUUUGAAUACGAUGAUGAGUACAAAGACUGUUACGUAGAUCUCGAUGAAACUGAAUACAAGAUUUACUUCCAUACGAUCUUCGUUGUCGUCUUCAUCAUCCCAACGAUGAUCCUGAUGAUCUGUUAUUCUGUAAUUGCCGUCAUAAUCUGUAAGGUGUCAAGGAGAGACACAGGAAUUGAAUCAACUGAAAUACCAUCUUCCAAUAGACGUCAAUUAUCUUUGCUAAGUUCAAGAAGAAAUAGUCAUUCCUCGGGUUCAGAACAAAGAGAACCAACGUUGUCGAAAUCUCAGACGAAGACCAUCAAGAUGACUUUCCUGAUAGUUGUAGCAUAUUUUUGUUGCUGGGCCCCAUAUAUGAUCGUCACCCUACUAGUUAUUCAUGGCCUAAUAUAUAUCUCAACUCCAGUCAACAUUUUUAUCAAUGGUCUACUGCCUUUGAACUCAGUUGUUAAUCCACUCAUCUAUGUAGCAUUCAGUUCACGAUUACUCAAGAAAUUCAGGAAGAAAAUAAACAGACGUCUUUGCACCACGAGAAUGACAUGAGAGGACAACAUAUUUCUGGUAACUGAGUAGUGAUAAUCCUCUAUUCCAAUUUUGACCUGUAUUUUCUUCGGUAGACCUCUACUUGUCAACCAUUAUUCCAUAGGUGGAAGGAGACAGAUAUGACAAACUGAAAUUUAUAAUCACAUCAAUGGCAUAUGCAUGCUAAUAUCAAAAACAUGUUGUGUGUCUGUUAACAGGAAGUAAAAUCAAUGUUAGUUUCCUGCGUAAAAUUGUUGAGUAGUCAAUUUAAAACAA
Molecule: messenger RNA, 1362 nt
Organism: Magallana angulata
Lineage: Eukaryota; Metazoa; Mollusca; Bivalvia; Ostreida; Ostreidae
Product: mesotocin receptor-like
Exons: 9
Coding region: 61-1107 (348 amino acids)
Biological process (GO): G protein-coupled receptor signaling pathway
Cellular component (GO): membrane
Molecular function (GO): vasopressin receptor activity; peptide binding
Source: RefSeq, a predicted model, not a curated record